Messenger RNA from Ornithodoros turicata, 3864 nucleotides. RefSeq lists its product as uncharacterized. The record is from RefSeq and is a predicted model, not a curated record. The transcript is spliced from 6 exons. NCBI's taxonomy places the organism in Eukaryota, Metazoa, Arthropoda, Arachnida, Ixodida, Argasidae. The coding region runs from base 35 to 1066 and encodes 343 amino acids.
GCGGGGCUGAUACGAAAAGAGAGAGGAGGCAGGGAUGCUGUGGAGCAGGGAGGGUGGAGAGAGCGCAUUGCAUGCUGGUCGAGCGCGAGCUGAGUCGGACGCUCGCUUCACAGGUGGAGGAGGACGCGGGCGUGUGUGCGGCUGCUACGGAGGAAGCAUGGAACUACGACGAUGCGGCGUGCUUCAGGCUUCGGCUCUGUUUUGCUUCGUUCUGAUGGCGAGCUGGAGUGCGGGCGCAGUGAAAAUUACAAAGCUAACGGUACCCAAGGUGGUGGAGAGUGGCAAGUCCGGUUCCUAUGACCUGGACUGCCAGUUUCGCUGCAACGAAUCCGACGCCAAGCUCGUGGUGAAGUGGUACUUCAACAGAGAGCCUGAACCUUUCUACCAGUGGAUCGCGGAAAGAGAAGACCCUGUGAUCCAGGAUCGCUUUCAGGACCACCUGAAAACUGAACGCGCCUUAGAAGGGAACGAGGGCUGCGACAUCUUGGCGUGGCAGCUGCGCAUCGAGAGACCAACGGUCAACAUGACUGGCAACUACCGUUGCCACGUGUCCAGUUUCGAAGGCGGGGAGGACACGUUUGAGGCUUCCAUGGUGGUAUUUGUUCGGCCAUCUGUGUUGCGCUUCAACUACACCAAGUGGUCCCCUGACAAAGCUACGCUUUCGUGCGACGUCACCGAAACGUUCCCGCAACCGACGCUAAAGCUGUAUCGUAUUAGCGCAAAGACUGAGAUAGAGGUUGAAGAUGUGGUGGUGGACACCGACAAACAGGACGGCCUCUUCAAUGUCAGUCUCAGCAGUGAGGUCCUGGACAGCAGUCUGCCCCAAGACGAAGAGACCGUCUUCGUUUGCCGACUUUCUUACAAAGAUGUCAUGCACCCCAGGUCGGAGCGGAUCACGUAUGUACCUGGUGGGCCACACAGGGCUAUCAGCCACAGUGCGCGAUCGAUGCACAGGAAUAUGCAUGGUUUGGUCAAGGUAACAGAAAGUGAUCAACGUGCUUCGGGAUCGCAAAUUUCUCCAUUCUGGUGGCUCAUCAUCUCGAUCAUCAUCCUGCGAUUGUCUUAGCCUUUUAUGAUAUAUCAGAAUGUAGGAGAGAACUGCAAAACGUUUCAAACUCUAUAAAUGUACAGCGGCAACGUGCGCAACAACAACAAAAAAAAGAGUCGAGGUUGCACAGCAUGCUACGACGUCGGUUUUUUUGCACAUGAUAGUCAUCCUUCUCAGAAAAGUCGAAUCCCCGCAGGCGUAAUCAUCAUGGAAGCAGAUUUACAUUUACCCCUAUUUUUUAUGACGUCCGUUCUUUUUACUUACUUGCGAACAUGUGUCCUUCGUCGUGCAUUUUUACCGAGUUUAACGAAUAGAUGUUGGUGGUCGAAGCAAGCGAGCGCGCUACUACCCGCCUUUAUCUUGUUCAGGUAAAGUAGAAGAUUGAGCAUCGCAAGAAGAUAGAUGAACAACAACUUUUAUAGCAACGAUUACAGUGGGAGCCGCUAGGGAAUAUUCGAGAUGAAACUUCGAAUUGGGCUGUAGGGUUGCGCAAACAGUACUCCGAGAGUUAAUUUAAGGAAUUAUUUACGAUGCCAGUAAAAAAAAAGAAAAGAAAAAAAUAUUGUGAUAAACGAGGCAUAAAGUUUUCCAGUGCGAGGCACUGCUGCGUACAUUAUGCUGAUUGGGAACUGUACUACGUCGGGUACGGUUCGAUAGUAUGGAAAGUCGGCGUUGCGACUGCACCUAAUGUUUCCAACAUCGGUAAGACAAAUGACGACGUCUGCCCGAGGCAUCAGUCCGAGGAACGUGCGCAUGAUCCUUUAUUUAGUUUUUAUUUUUAUGAGCUUUUUAUUUUUAUUUAUCUUGUUUAAUGUUAGCUUUUUAUUUACUUUGUAAAUUCGUAGUAAACUAUGCAUGCGUAAUCAUGAAUGUCGCCUAUUAAGAGCAUGCUCCUUGACGAGCCCUGGGCUACAUAUUUGAAGAAUGUAGAUUCACAUCAUUGGCCGCUUCAAAUAACUGCCGUAUUUUCCGGUGUAUAACGUGCCCUCCCUCCCGCUUUGAAAAUUAGCGAAAAACGCCUGAUGCGAAACGCGCGCAACGGGUGUAGAAACACCGGCGCGCUGUUACCGAUCGGAAACUGUAAACGCCACAUCACCGUUAGUGUGUCCACACCUGCGUUGUGUGUGUACUUUUUAUUAUAUCUAUCACGGACGCAACGUUUACUUGAAGCCACCAAAGUCCCAUCCGAGUUGGUGUCAUAGGAGAUAUCACUCUCCUCGCCGCUGUCUCGCAUUCCUUUUCAACAUAGCGCGAGCCUGGUGAAGUGGGUUCAGCAUAACUGACACCUGUACGUCACCCCAUGCUUCUUAUACCCACCUCACGACCUUGGCAAGCCCAGCCGCCUCUGUCGACUCUUCGUGGUCUCGAUCGUGCUCGACGUCUAUCAGUUUCUCCCCAUUUUGGCUCUAACACGGCACUUAAACGAACGAUCUACGCCCACGUCAAGCGGGUGUGCCAAGGCUCGAGGCUUGAGGUUGCACGGCAUCUCGUUCGGAACGGCUCUUCCGGGAAAAACUCCCAAACAUUACGCGCACUAGCCACUCUCUUGCAAUGUAUAACGCUCGUGUUAUACACAGGAAAAUACGGUACUUCUUUGUUCACACUACGCGGACACUCUUGAAUGUGAUGACAUGGCUUCGGUGGCCUCAGGUUCGCUUUCUGUAACUGCUCAGAACGACCACCUCCUAUUUCCUCUUCAUUUGUUCUUGUACCGAAAGGAAAAAAAUUUAUAAAUGCGCGUGAAAGUUUUAGAACCGCUUCUUCUUUAUCCAGGUCGUAUCUCGUUAUGCGAGUUCCUCUGGGUUUCGUUGAAAGAGUAGUGCAGGGUUACGAUCAUCUGCGUUAACGCGCUACACAUGUAUCUCAAUGCGUUGAAAGGCCCCUUUUGACAAUCCAGUUUGAUUUCCCAACCCAAUGCGAUCCAUAAUCCAUCAUCGCUAGGCAUUACCUCGUGUAGCUACGCAUAAGCUUCGGCAAAGUUCAAGGUACACAGAACUGCAUGCUUCGAGUCAUGGUGCUCACUACGUUUUAGCCUUGAACUAAACAGGCGAGACGACGUGUGCCUCAAAUUUGUAUAAUAAAAUGUAUUUUGAGCUAGUCAUCGCGAUAGCCCUUAUCCAACACGUAUUGCACCUGAACGUAUUGUGAAUAUUGUCGCGGCAAAGUUUCUUAAAUCUUAACAACGAAUAGCUGGCGGUCAUUGUAUCGGCGCUACGAUUUAAUACAUAUGGCAGCUUCGAAUUGGCAACUUUGUUUUGUGUCAAAGGCGUGAGACAAUAUUGAGUGGUCACAAGGAUCCACAAGUCUAAUGUGUGUGCUGUGGAACAUUGGAAGCCUGCCAGAAGUGGCCGGCUUCAUUAUUAAUAUAUUCUUACACUUUAUUUAUAUUUCAAAGACUACUGUACAUAUGGGCACUACGAGCGUCCCCCUGUGUAAAUUAGAAUUUCUCUGUAGCGCAACUGAACUUUGUUUAAACUAUACGCACAUGUUUCUUCUCAAGAAUUUAUGUUAAUUUUGUCCAUUGCAAGCACGCCCCUUUUGCAAAUGAGAGUGCUUCGUGAAACCAAAGAUAUCUUGUUCAGCUAAGUGUCACCUGUACUGUAUGUUGAAACAAAAUGUCUUCUGUCCGUCCAUUGCCUUGUUUACAUUCUACAAGCCGUCGCAUUUACUCGUAGCAAUUUAUGUGUGCGGCAGUUGAAUUCAACCUACUUUGCCGAUUGCCCCCAACGGUGCCUAAUGUAUAAAAGAUGAAAUGGGUGCUUACCAAACAUGUAAACAUUCAAUCAGCCUUCCAAUAAAACACCAGGGUCACUGUG